Molecule: messenger RNA, 285 nt
Organism: Staurois parvus
Lineage: Eukaryota; Metazoa; Chordata; Amphibia; Anura; Ranidae
Source: the annotation of a GenBank genome assembly
ACUUGCGCUUUGUGAUUGGUCCGGUGGCUUCUGGGAUCUGUCAUGUGUCCCAGGUACCGCCUUACCAUUCACAAAAAGCACAGCUUCUUGCGCAUGCGCACUUGGCACCCGGCUGUCAAGCCCAGCGCCCCACACUACAGAAGCCGGGAAGACAGCGCGCCGCUGGAUAGAGGAACAGGUAAGGUCCCGCUGCAGAGCUGAGCGGCCGGCCCGGUAUUCUGACACGGCGGCGGUGGAAAUACCGGACCGGCCGCUCCAUAUUCGCUCCAUAAGACGCACUGACAU